AUGUCUGGAUCUGCUGGUUUCGACAGACACAUCACGAUUUUCUCGCCAGAAGGGCGCUUAUACCAAGUAGAAUAUGCGUUUAAAGCCAUCAAUUCGUCCAAUAUCACCUCCCUCGCGGUUUCGGGCAAGGACUCGGCCGUUUUGAUCUCACAGAAGAAGAUUCCAGACAAGUUGUUGGACCCCAAGACCGUAUCAUACCUCUUCAAAAUCACCCCCUCCAUCGGGUUACUUGUCACAGGCUCCAUUGCCGACGCCAGAUCGCAGGCAUUAAGAGCCAGAGCCGAAGCCACUGAGUUCAGAUACAAAUACGGAUACGAAAUGCCAGUGGAGAGUUUGGCCAAGAGAAUGGCCAACUUAUCACAGUUGUACACCCAGAGGGCAUACAUGAGACCACUCGGAGUGGCAUUGACGUUCUGCCAAGUGGAGACUGAAGACGAAAACAAAGGACCCCAAAUCUACAAGUGUGACCCAGCAGGCUACUACACGGGAGUCAAGGCUGUGGCCACCGGACCCAAGCAGCAAGAGGCCACCACAUACUUGGAAAAGAAGUUCAAAAAGACCGACUACGUCAAGGGCGACUGGAAGGCCACUGCGGAGUUUGCCAUCACUGCGUUGAGUUCGGUGUUGGGAACUGAUUUCAGAAAGAACGAUAUUGAAAUCGGUGUCGCUACCGAGGCUGGCUUCAGAAUCUUGACCCCAGAAGAGAUAGACGAGAGGUUAGUUUCUAUUGCCGAGCAAGAUUAG
Suhomyces tanzawaensis NRRL Y-17324 is the source of this 744-nucleotide messenger RNA. It is a transcript of the gene SCL1, whose product is annotated as proteasome core particle subunit alpha 1. The transcript has 2 exons. The coding region runs from base 1 to 744 and encodes 247 amino acids. NCBI's taxonomy places the organism in Eukaryota, Fungi, Ascomycota, Pichiomycetes, Serinales, Debaryomycetaceae. The record is from RefSeq and is a predicted model, not a curated record. Gene Ontology annotation, cellular component: proteasome core complex, alpha-subunit complex; cytosol; proteasome core complex. Gene Ontology annotation, biological process: ubiquitin-dependent protein catabolic process.